Calypte anna (Anna's hummingbird) is the source of this 3803-nucleotide messenger RNA. It is a transcript of the gene FBF1, whose product is annotated as Fas binding factor 1. Gene Ontology annotation, biological process: cilium assembly; establishment of epithelial cell polarity. The transcript is spliced from 31 exons. Gene Ontology annotation, cellular component: ciliary transition fiber; ciliary basal body; centriole. The record is from RefSeq and is a predicted model, not a curated record. Bases 204 to 3701 code for a protein of 1165 amino acids. Lineage: Eukaryota; Metazoa; Chordata; Aves; Apodiformes; Trochilidae.
GGGAUGCCGCGGGUCCGGGUCGCGGUGAGUGGGGUCCGAGCCAGGGUUUGGAGCUUAGUUUGAGCCUUGUUUAGAGUGGGCUGGAGAGGUAAGAGGUUGCUGUGGAUUUGAUCAUCAGUGUUUGAUCCCUUGCAACGUGGACACAGAAAGCUGAUCAAUCUGUAAAGAGAUUCGCUGGAGCAGGGGAAGGUUGGGAUCCUGCGAUGGCUCCAAAAGCCAAGAAAAGUUUAAGAGGUUCUAUUGAUGAUUUGCUUGAUGACCUUCUAGGAUAUGAUGAUGAAACCCCUGUUAAAUCUUCCAGAGCUUCUCAACCAGUUGGGAGCAGCAAUGGGAGAGCCCGGGGCAGCAGCUCACAGGCCAGCAAGAAGUCCUUUCUGGAGGAUGAUUUCUUCUCCAAAGUCCCAGCAGAGGAUAUGGAAGCUGCAGAGGAGUUCAGUGUCUCUGAUGCAGACCCACAAGCUCUGCUGCAUACCAUGAAAGACAUGGAUGACCUCGAAGCUGAACUCCUGGGACUACCAAAACCCAGUUCUGGGCCAGGGGAGACAACUGUGAAAAGCCCUGGAAAAUGUGACUCUUUGGGAGAAGCUGUGAAAACCACAGGGAAGCUGUUAGCUCCUGAGAAAAGAGAGUCUGUACCUGGGAUGGAGAAGAAGCCACUCUCAUCUGCCACUGCCCCCCAAAAGUACAAGAAAUUUAACUUUGAAGAUCUAGAUGAUCCUUUGGCAGGGCUUUUAUCUGAUGAGGAGAAGAGUGCUCCAGAGAAGCCAGCACAAGGAGGCUCUAAAAACAGCUCAGAGAAAAAAGCAGAGCAAAGCAAAGAGAAAGAGCCAACCCCAACCCAGGUGCCCCUGCACACCACAGCCCCAGUGAGGAGGAGGGAAAAGCUAACAUUUGAGGAUGAUGGUGAUGACCUGAUGGAUGCACUGGGAUUUGGCAGUGACCCAAAAGGAGAUGAGAAGCAGGGAAAGAAGACAGAAGACAGAGAGGAGCUCCAGCCAGCCUGCGCCAAGCUGGAUGAGUUGCUGGGACAAGGCUCUGUGGCCAAAAUCCUGGAACCAUCUGGCAUGGGAGAAUGCAAGGAGUUCCAAGUGGAUCAGAAGUACCAAAAGCAGCCAGAGAAGGAAGAAGGUUGGAACGAGGAGGAUUUUGUUUUUGGAACCUACCAGCCCACCGUGGCUUCCAAACCUGAGGGCCGGUCAUCAAGGAGACAGUCAGUGAGCAGGUUUUCAGCUGAGAGCAGCAAUGAACCAAAACCAGACCCCCGCUCCAAACCUCCUCCACAGAGGAGGCAAAGCUCUGUGCGGGGCAGUGGAAGUGGAGGCGACUGGCUGGGCUUGAAGGAUGAGGAAUUUCUGGGUUUGGAGUCACCAUCGCCAGCAAAGGCCAAUCCUGCUGUCAGCUACCCCACCCCUGCCACAGCCAGGAGGCCUGGCUCCACCACCCAGCUCCUGGAUGCAGAGGACACAGCAGCUAAACCCGACCUGCUGGAGGAGGAGGACUGGCUGAGUGCUGCCCUGGCUCGAAAGAAAGCCCAAGCACAGGCAAAGGCCCAGGAGAGAAAUGCCAAGGCCUCAGAGGCCCUUGGUGAAGGGCUGGAUCCCCACUCCCCCAUCAGGCAGCCAGUUGCCUCCAGAGGAGCACUGCAGCAGGCAUCUGCCCUGCAGGACAAGGCAGUUAGCACAGGCAGUUCUGGGCAGUCGGUCCCCUGGCUCAGCACCAUUGCAGGAGCCUCAGCUCACCCGUCGGAGGUUGCCAAGGGGGAACCCUCCAGAGAUGCCAGCACCCUGGUCCCCACAGCCUUGGUCCCAGGGGAGCAGGAGACACGGGACCCUGCCCCAUUGGUUCAGGUUACUGCACCCAGGGCACAACUCCAGGCUGCCCCACAGCUGCAGGUCGAGUCCCCAGCCCUGGGCUUGCUGCAGAAGAGGAGGCCGGCGUCUCCUCCAGCCCAACUCCAGGAGGAUGUGUCAGGCUGUCAGGUAGCACUGAUCAGUGCCCAGACACGUGUGGCAGAGCUGGAGAGCCAGGUCCGGACGCUGGAGCUGGAGCGGACGCAGCACAAACUGCUGCUGGAGAGUCUCCAGCAGCGGCACCAGGAGGACCUGGAUCUCCUUGAAAAUGCACACAGGAGCCAGAUGAAGGUGAUGGAAGAGACCUACAGGCAGCGGGAGGAGAGGCUGCAGCAGGAGAAGGAGCAGCUGGCAGCUCAGCUGGUGUCACAGAGCCAGGACAUGGAGCAGGCUCGGGCAGAGCUGGUGGCACAGCACCAGCAGCGUGUGGCCACACUGGAGCAGCAGAGCACACUGGAGAUGGAGCGGCUGCGAGAGCUGCAGAGGGUGUCUGUCCAGGAGAUGUGCAAAGACUACGAAGAGCAGCUCCAGCGGUUGAAACGACUGAAAGACCAGGAGAUUGAUGCAGUGACCAGUGCCACUUCACAGACCAGGUCUCUGAACAGCAUCGUUGAGCAGAUUGAGAAGUUCUCCAGUGACCUACACAACCUCUUGCACAAGGUGGAGACCACACACCACACCACCUCCCAGGAGUUGGCCACGGAGGCACGGCAGCGGGACAGGCAGCUCAAGGUGCUCCAGGAAAGGCUGGCACAGCAGCAGAGGGACAUGGAGGAGGAGCGGAGCCGAUUUCAGGAGGUGAUUGCCAAAAUGGAUGCCAGGCUGGGUGAGCAGACUCGGCUGCUGGAGCAGGAGCGAUGGAGAGCAACAACAGAGCAAUCCAAGGUGGAAUCACAGCAGCACUCACUAGAGGAGCAGCGGCGAGUCAUGACCCAGCAGCUCUCCAUGGAGCGAGCAGAGUUGGAGAGGGCGAAGAGUGCUCUGCUGGAGGAGCAAAAGUCAGUGAUGCAGAAGUGCUCAGAGGAGCGACGGAAGCUGGCGGCUGAGUGGGGUGAAUUUCACACCCAGCAGAAGCUGAGCAAGGAGCGGUUGGAGCAUGACAUGGACCGAGCCCGGCAGAUGGACUCUCAGAGAGAAGGCACCAUCAUGAGCUUGGCCAAGGAGCAGGCAGAGCUGACGUUCCGGGGCCGUGAGCUGAAAGCAAAGGAGGAGAAGCUAGUGAGGGACAGGGAGCUGCUGGAGGAGGCCUGGCAGGAGCUGAGGCAGGAGAAGGAGAAGGUGAACAUGGCCAUGCUGCAUGUCCAAAGGCAGGAGGAGGAGGCUAAAAGGGUGGCCAAGCUCUCAUCCCAGAAGUAUGAGGAAGGGGAGCGAGCUCUGCGGGAGGCACGCAGGGUGGAGUCCCAGCACCAGAGCAGGCUGCAGGUCAUGCAGCAACACCUGGAGCAGCUGAAGCAGCAGGAGCAGCAUCUGCACCAGAUGAGGCAGGAGUGGCUGAUCAGGGUUUCCCAGGGGACACAGCUGCACAGGGAGCUGCCCAGCAACCCCAUGACGCUGCUGACCACAGACCAGGACCUCAGUGCCCACUCCAGGAUACUGUUUCCUCCACCAGCAGCAACAUCACCCACGCAGGCUUUUGUUCCAGGCUUUCCUCCUCUCAACAGGGAUCUCCCUCAGCACAGCCUGGGUGAUGGCGGGGAAAGCCUGGCCAUGGCCAGCCCUGCAGUGUUCUACACCCAACUGCUGCUGUUGCAGCACCAGGCCCAGCAGGACCGUGAUUUCUUAGAGGAUGAGGAAUUCUUCCUGGAGACCCUGACGAAAGCAUCCAGCAACACUUCAUCUUUGUCUUACUGAGGAUGUGGGGUCCUCACACACUCUACAAGGGACAGCUGGGUCCGUCCUUGCAGGACACUGCUGUGUCCCUCACAUUAGGGUGGAAAACAGUAAAUAGUUUCA